Anopheles funestus (African malaria mosquito) is the source of this 515-nucleotide messenger RNA. It is a transcript of the gene Tim8, whose product is annotated as mitochondrial import inner membrane translocase subunit Tim8. Bases 96 to 368 code for a protein of 90 amino acids. NCBI's taxonomy places the organism in Eukaryota, Metazoa, Arthropoda, Insecta, Diptera, Culicidae. The transcript has 3 exons. The record is from RefSeq and is a predicted model, not a curated record.
GCAACCCAUAGUUUGGCAUUGCAUAAUAACACGAGGUUGUCAAAAAGGAACUUGUCAAUCUCCUAAUCGGACGGUAAAUAAUUUCAUCAGCAGCCAUGGCCAAUUUUGGAAGCAGCGACGCGACCAAACCAAACGUCGAUCCUGAGUUACAGGACUUUCUGAUGGCUGAAAACGAGCGUGCCCGGCUCAGCGCACAGAUCCACGAGUUUACCGACAUCUGCUGGGACAAGUGUGUGGAGAAACCGAGCAACAAACUGGACAGCCGGACGGAAUCAUGCUUAGCGAACUGUGUGAACCGUUUCGUCGAUACGUCGCUUUUGAUAACGCAGCGUUUUGCGCAAAGUUUGCAGAAGAGUCAAGGAAUGUAAAGAACUUGCUAUACACGGUACGCGGGGUUCCUUGGCCGUGCGGGGUGGGGAAAGCAUUUCACGGGGAGUAGUUCUUAGUUUCGACCCUAAGCAUGAUGGUGUUCUGUUAAAUAUAUGUGCCUGGAGGCACAAAAAAAUACCUCUAAA